Molecule: messenger RNA, 1431 nt
Organism: Exophiala xenobiotica
Lineage: Eukaryota; Fungi; Ascomycota; Eurotiomycetes; Chaetothyriales; Herpotrichiellaceae
Exons: 1
Coding region: 1-1431 (476 amino acids)
Source: RefSeq, a predicted model, not a curated record
AUGUCCUACAUAGAGACUUCAACCGGUUUGUACAGGCGACCUCUCAGCCUCUCAGAGAAGGGCAUGGUUGCUGCUGUCGGGGCUUUUCGACCCUCGCCCCGUGAACUCAUCAAAAUCUAUGCAUUUGCAGAUUUCACAGUUACUCAAUCCGCCCAGACGGUCGAAAAGGUCGUGUCAGCUUUCGCCAGCGCGUGGAAAGCCCUACGGCUGCUCAGAUCACCCGACAUAGCCACGAGCUUUGAAGACGGAUUCAAACUGUACCAUGUCCCUUCACCAGAAGCGUUCGAAGCAUGGCUAUCGCGCACAUUCAUUGUCUCCGAGGCAGGCACAUCCGUACAGAGUGCUGUGAGAGCCAUGCAGCAACGCAUUGAAUUGCUUCCUGCAAUCCAGCUGAUUCCUCAUGCCACGGAAGAUGGGACGUUCCAAGGCACCCUCAUUCUUUCCAUCAGCCACUGGCGAACCGAGGCCUCUGGUGCCUUCAAGACCCUCAACCAGCUGUUUGACUACGCGGCAGAUCUUCUCUCCGGUACAGCUACGACCGAGGCUUUGUCGAGGCAUCAUUUGGGCGACGAAGCCUGUCUCCUAACUCCAGCUACUGAAGAUAUCCUCAUGCCGGACCGACAAAGCACGCCGGAAGCCAAAACCCGCGUCGAGAAGCGUUUUGACAAUUACUACUCCAAAUUGCCCUGCAUCGACUUCCCGAUGCAAGGUAGUCCGUCGGACCCUUUCUCAACGGCCAAGGAAAUUCGCCAUACCUACAACCCGUCCACCACAGGAAACCUUCGAGCCGCCUGCAAGGCUCAUGGCAUCACAAUCACAUCUGCCGUUCAUUCUGCAUACCUUGGCGCCGUUUGGACCUUUGCACCGUCAGAACACGCAAACCGCAACUACGCAUCUUUAAUGCCAGCACAAGUCCGCACAAGGCUCCCCCCGUCUUCACCGUACCGUGAUCAAGGCUGCUGGAGCGCCGCGCAGAUGCUGAUGCUCACCUUACCACCAAACCAAAACUUCCUCGCUCGCGCUCGCGAUCUACGAAGUCAGUACAAGCUCGCGGACCAAGAGUCGUGGUGGUAUGAAGAUGCCCUAGAAACCAGCGAGCAGGUCAGCCAGUUGGCGGUGAAGACACCUGCCGGGCAACCCGUUUCGUUCCCGUGGUUCACUGGUUUGGGCCUUCUGGACGGCGAGACCAUUGUCCCGGAACAUGGGGACAUCAAGGUCGAUGACGUCGAUUUCUUUGCGGACCCAUUAAGUCCGGGGAUUGUGUUGAGGGUGUGGACGUUCAAGGAGAGACUGAAUAUUCAUGUGGUCUGGAACGCUGCGUAUCAUACAGAUGAGCAACUUCGUCGGUUGAUGGACGCCAUUCAUAAAUCGCUCGCAGCAGAUCUUGGUGUUAAAGUCGAGGUUGAGAUGACCGAAGACAAGGAGUAUUGA